Molecule: messenger RNA, 1326 nt
Organism: Stegastes partitus (bicolor damselfish)
Lineage: Eukaryota; Metazoa; Chordata; Actinopteri; Pomacentridae
Gene: cunh8orf33
Product: chromosome unknown C8orf33 homolog
Exons: 5
Coding region: 189-1097 (302 amino acids)
Source: RefSeq, a predicted model, not a curated record
CCUACUCUCGAGUGGUGGUAAGUUUAUGGAUGCGACAUGGCUUGAUGCAAAACAGGGAAAUAGAAGAAUUUAGUGUCAAACUUGUUCCGGUUUCAGUGACCAUGUUUAAAUCUCAGACGUGUCGAGUUAAAUAAUUCAGUCGAAGAGACGCGUUUCAGCUGAAAACCUGCAGCUCUGGAAGCAUCAGCAUGACCGAGCAGAGGCUGCUGUUUCUAGAUAUAGAUACUGAAGCAAUCAGCUCGACCCCUCCUGAAGGCCGAACUGAAAAGCCCCUCUGGACUCGCAGUGACAACACCUUCAGAUUUAACUUCCUCGCCGACAACGUUCAGGAGAAAACAUCUCCGUCAGACAGCGCUGAGCCAGCGGCAAGCCAGAUAUCCUUCACAGGACAGGGCUCUGAUUUUACCUUCAACUUUCAAAUCCCUGUUGCAGCGCCAGUGGAAGACAUGGACACGACAGAGACGGCCGCUGACGCCUCUUCUUCAGGCAGCCAACGGGGUGUCCAAGAGGAAAAGCCUUCCCCUUUGCAGGAAAGUAACGCUGCAUCUGUGCAAUCAAAGUCAAAGAAGAAGAAGAAGAAAUCUGGAAAGAAAAAUCCAUCUGGCACGGAGUCAACGCAGAAGCCAGACGAGGGGAGUCAAGGAGGUGGAGACGAUGUAGAGCUGAGUGCAGAGGAGCAGCUGAACAGGCAGCUGGACUGGUGCAUCGAGCAGCUGGAACUGGGAUUGAAGUGCCAGAAGGGGACACCAAAACAGAAAGAAGAGGCUUCUCGUGCCCUGAAAACUCUGCGUAGCUCCAAAGCUCCUCUGGCCAAGAAGAGGCAGCUGAUGAGAGCCAUGACUGGAGACUACAGGAAGAAAAUGGAAGAGGAGAAGAGCAAGCAGUUCAAACUCAUUCAGAGCGAAAUUGCAUCAGCUCAGGUCAAAGUUGUGUCAGAUUCCCCAAAGAAGUCUGUCUUCCACCGGAGAGCUGAAGUGAAAAGCCAGACAGCAGCCGCAGAAGAGAACCUGCAGCAAACUUCGGUCCAGACUCAGGAGGAGACGACCGCUUUUGUCUUUACUCCAUCAAAGGAGGAAUUUUGCUUCAAUUUUCUUUGAUUUUUUUUUUCCAAUUCUGAAGACAAAUCUUUUACCAUCAGCAGUAUAUUGGAAAUAAGUGACACUUACCUGAACAGUGUGAACUGUGUGAGGGACGCUCUGGUGAUGGAAAUAAUAAAUUGCGUUUGAAGACAUGGAGAAAAUAUAUUGAAUUCACAAGAUUAAUAUUCAAAACCUUCCAUUCUGUCUGUUCAUAAAACAUUUCUGAAUAAAAAUAUGUAUUUUAGUU